This is a messenger RNA of Amborella trichopoda, 742 nucleotides long. The record is from RefSeq and is a predicted model, not a curated record. NCBI's taxonomy places the organism in Eukaryota, Viridiplantae, Streptophyta, Magnoliopsida, Amborellales, Amborellaceae.
UUGAUAUUUACAGGUCAUGACAAUGUGAUCAGUGGCAUGCCAUCUAACAAUGCUGGAUACGGUUCACGAUUUCAAGUUAAUUUUCAUCUUCGUACAAGCACAGAGUGGUCGAUGGGACACAAAUGUUGGAAGGAUUCUCGGAAACAAGUAUUUGCAUUGUGGAAGUACAAGUGAGGAGCCAGCAAUGGAGAAUGAGCAUAUGGGAGGCUUCGGUGGAAUUGGGAAUAAAAUUGACCUAACUGGUUACAUCAAAUGGUGGAGACCCAAUAGAUUACAUGCAGGAGAUUCCAUCAUUAGAACCUAUGAAGAUUCGCGUUUUCCCUCAAAAGACAGCAUUGCUCAUAGUGAAUCCAAAGCCUUUGAAUGGCCAUGCCAACCUACCGCACCAUACCAACUUCCCUCGCUAGGAAUUUCACGUAAAAACAUGCAACGUUCUCCUUUGCUGACAGCUUGUGGUAUCUUGUCUGAGUCUGCCGCCUUUAAGAAUAUGCAAGAGAGGGCUGCAUCGCUAACAUAUAAUGACAGGUGUAGCAAUGAGAUUGGACAUGAAAAUGUAUCUCAAAAAGUGAAUAAUGUUGGUGAGGGGGAUGUGUUGGGAUUGCCUCUUCACAGGACUCCGUAUCCAUUUGCAUCUCUCCGUGCUGUCCCACUGCUGACCAAUUGUAGCACAGCAGAUCCUUUAUCGGACUCGAUUUUCUGGCCGAAUGUGGUUCCUAGUCCAGGGCUUUCUCUAACAGCCACG